Paramecium sonneborni is the source of this 1143-nucleotide messenger RNA. The record is from the annotation of a GenBank genome assembly. NCBI's taxonomy places the organism in Eukaryota, Ciliophora, Oligohymenophorea, Peniculida, Parameciidae.
AUGAAUUGUAAUUAAAUAUUUAUUGAUUAACUUAGAUGUCCUGAUUUUUAUACAAAGAAUUAACAUGCAUCAUUAAAUUGUCCUCCAAAAUACUCGUAAAAUUUUAUAAUGAAUCAAAUAAUCCAUAAACCAAGAAUUUUAAGAAAUUAAUAUAGUGCAUAGAAAUACUCUUAAUCAACUGAAGACCUUGGUUAUUUAUUUGAAUAACCAUAAGUUUUAAAUCUAACAAUAUCUUAAUUAAGAGAUAUGAAAUCUAUAAAUAAGAUAAAGAAGACUAGUUUAUGUUCAAAAUCAAAAAGUAAGGAAAAGAAUGUAACAAAUUAACCAUAUGAGAGAAAAAGAUCAAAUACAUAUUAAAUUAAUUCUUUAGCUUAAACAGCUUUGUUAUUUGUUAAUCGUUAAGAAAAUAGAAUGAAAACAGCUGAAAAUGUAGAUAUUUAAUUAGAUGUAAAAAACAUAGAAUUAUUACAAAGUACUUAAUAAAGCGUUAUAAAUAAUCAUUUAAAUAAAUCUAUAAAUUUGCCAAAUAAUAAUAUUGAAUCAUCUAUGCACUCUUGUGUAUCUUAAAAAAGCAUUUCUUUGGCAAAUUAAAUUAAUUUGGUUAAAGAAUAUGUCUCAGAAAUUAAUUAAUAUAAUAUAAAGUGGGAAGAAACUGAAAAAAUAACAAAAAAUAUACCUAAAAAAUUACUAGAAAAAUACGCUACUUCAGAUGAUACAUCUUUAUAUUUAGAAUCUUCAAGAUUUAAAAUUGAGAGGAAUUAUAAUUAAGUUUAUAAAUCAGGUAAAUUAAGAUGGUUAUUUCCUGGAGAAGAAGCUGCAAUUAUACAGGGAAUAGAAGAAUUUCUAAAUGAUUGUUAAAAAAAGAUAUCAUUGUUAAUGAUGAGUAUAUAAAAGAUUUUGAAAACAAUUAUUACAUAAAAAAGAUUAGAAUAUUUAUUCAAUUACCCAAUUUGUAUGAAAUAAAUAGAAGCUCAUUGGAAAAUUAUGGCAACUAUAUUUAAAUUAAAGAGAUAACAUCAUAUUUAUAAAAAUUAGAUGACACAUAAAUUAUGGAAAGAAAUUCAAGCAUCAAAAACUUUAUUUUUAGAUUUAAAUUUGGAUAAUAGUAAACUAGCUUUAUUUGUAAAAUAAUUAUAACAUUGA